Molecule: messenger RNA, 3553 nt
Organism: Chlamydomonas reinhardtii
Lineage: Eukaryota; Viridiplantae; Chlorophyta; Chlorophyceae; Chlamydomonadales; Chlamydomonadaceae
Exons: 9
Coding region: 233-2203 (656 amino acids)
Source: RefSeq, a predicted model, not a curated record
UUAUUUAGCGUGCCCGAUAUUAGGUUUGUUCUCACCUGCAAGGGUUGGCGUUGACCCAGUGCCAAUCGCGUGGGAGGUUCCUGAAUCGACGUUUUGACGCUUCGGUCGCGCGUCACGCAUUUGCGGGCCACACAUAAACCUAGAGCUUGACGUCGCACACAGACAGAGGCGCGUAGCAAGGGUCGCGCGUGCGUGCAAUAGACCUGAACUAGGGUGGUAGAACACUACUAGGAUGCUCGCCAAGUCGCUGCGCGCCUCACACGCGGGCGCUGCUGCUCGCGGCACCACUCGAGGGCGCGCCGUGGUUGUUGCAAAUGCCAGCGCAGAGCGGAGCGCACGGGGAGGGCUGUGGGCAAGCAGCAUCGGCGCGGCACAUCUGCUUGCCGCUGGUCUAGCCUUCGCGGAUGAUGCGAGCCCUGCCGCUAUUGCAGAGCUGAAGACGGCUGAGCCUGCCGUAUCCGAGCUGGUAGUCCAGGAGGUGGCCACAGUCGCUGCUGCCGCCGAGUCCAUCUCAGCGCCGGAGCUCGCCACGCCCGCAGUCGGCGCCGAGUCCGCGGCGCCCUCCGCCGCGGCCGCUGUGUCGGAGCUGCCUGUACCCGAGCUCACUGACGCCGCACCCAGCUUCACAGUCGCCGUCUCCGCCCCUGCUCCCUCGGAGGAGGUGGAGUCGGCCGCUACCGAGGUCGCCGUUCUGGCGGCGGUAGGCUCCCCUUCGGAGGGCGAGGAGCAGCAGCAGCAGCAGCUGGAGGAGGCUGCCGCCCCCGCGGUUGCCGCCAUCGUUGCGGAGGUCCCGGAGGCCGCCGCCGCUGACGAGGCAGCCGCUGAGCCGGUGGCGGUGGUGGCGGCGGCCGUCGCCGAGGAGGCCGACGCGCCCGCAACCGCAGUGGCCUUCACCGCCGCGCCGACGGCGGAGCUGGCCUCGGCGCCGGCCCUCUAUGAGACCGCCGACUCCUCUUCUGCGGAAGCGCAGCUGGAGGCGGCGGUGGCCGAGGCGGAGGCGGUGGAGGCGGCGGUGGAGGAGGUGGCGGCCGCCGCGGCGGAGCCCAGUGACGCGCUGCCGGGUCUGGAGAUCCCGGCCAUGCCGGCCCUGACGCCGGCCACGGACAUCCGCACGCUUGUGUCGGCGCUCAUCCGCAACGAGCAGUUCAUUGCGGCGCUGGUGAACAACGAGGCGUUCCUGGACCGGCUGGCGGGGGAGGACAGGGUGGUGGAGGAGCUGACGCGGCGCAAGGGGCUGGCGGUGGAGAUCGAUACGCGUGACGAGCUGGCCACGGAGCUGCGGCGGCGCCAGGCCAUGAUGGACGCGCUGGCGGCCCGCGGGCCCGAGGCGGUGGCGGCGGUGGCGGACGCGGCCAAGGCGGCGGCGGAGGCGGCGUCCAGGCAGGCGGCCAGCGAGGCGCGGGCGGCGGACGCUAGCGGCGAGGUGGGUGUGCUGAGCGGCGGGCGCAGUGCGCUGGUGGCCAUGGAGACGGCGGUGGAGCUGCUGGAGGACAGCCAGGAGCUGCUGGCGGCAGUGGAGUCGGACUCCGACACAACUGCCCGCGAGGUUAAGAAGAUGGAGGCCGCGGUCGCACGCGCCGAGGCCAGCGUGAGCACCACCCUGGAGGAGAACGCGGCGGAGAGCCUGAAGGACAUCCAGGGCGCGGUGCGUGAGCUGUUUGCGGAGGAGGACAUCACCGUGGCCGUCGGCUCCACCUCGGAGCCCUCCGCCGCCGCCGCCCCGGCCUCCAAGAGCGGCGGCGCCGCCGCGGAGCGGCCCGCCAUCGGCCGCGCCUACGGUCACCUGGUGUCUGCGGUGGCGGAGCUGCAGCGGGCGUACGGCGAGGCGGUUGCCAAGGCGGUUGGGCACGCGGUGACGGAGGUGGUGGAGGUGGAGCAGGCGGCGGAGAAGGGCGUGGAGAAGACCAAGGUGCUGCUGGGGCAGAAGGUCAUCGAGGUGGAGAAGGCGGUUGGACUUGAUCCCGACGCGCCCAAGCCCGCGGCGGCGCCCCGGCCCAAGCCCGUGGCGGCGGCCGCUGCUACCGCCACUCCUGCUACUGCCGCCUCCACCAUGACGGCUGCUGCUACUGCCGCCGCCGGCGAGGCGGAGGCCGCAGCAGACGGCGGCGCCAGCCUGGACGCGCUCAAGCUGCCUAUCAUCGGCGCCUUCCUGUUCUGGAUGUACGGCACCUUCAUCUCGCCGCGCACCCGCUACAGCCGCUGAGCCGCCGCACAGCUGCUACAGCCGAUGAGGUGCAGAGCUGCCACAGCUGGUACGGCGCUAAGCCACGGAGCUGCUACAAUGCGUGGGCUGCUGCGUUGGUUGCUGGCCGCUGGGCUGACACAGCUGCUGGGGCACUGGGCUUGCCGCCCGGCAGCAGGUGCGUGUGGUGGUUGUGUGCGUAGGUUGUGGUGGGUGAGGGCGCUGGCGGCAGGUGCAUGUGGUCAUCCGCUGCCGGGCGGUGUGGGACUGAUGGUGCGGGUUGGGAACCGCCCGCUGCACCGGAGUCAUGGGUGCUCUGCGGUGCGAGCAGUGGGGGCGGCACGGCCAGCGCCGGCACGGGCGCGCGGGGAUGGUGCGGGAGCGGCGCAACGAGAUGAGGCUUGUUCUGCCGCGCGAUGCAUGCAGCUAGAAUGUGCAAUAUAGAGCAUUGAGGUGAGCGGGGGAAGUUGCGAGAGGCAAGGUGUUUGCGUGUGCAUGUGUGAAAAGUGGAUGUGUGGAUGGUGUGGGAGUGUGCGCUGUGACGGCAUGUGCGUGUGAUCCAGAACCGAGUGCGGCCCGUAAGCAUGUCUUGAACUCUUUUAAGCAGCAUAUGAGUGACAUACGAAAAAUGGUGACGUGCAUAGACGUGCCGUAUACACGUAUGGAUGGAGCCGGUCCGCGUAGCGUGAGCGGGCGGCGAGAGCGCAGGUACGGUGCGACGCAUAUCGUAAGAGGUGGAUGCUUGAGAGGCGCGGGAGCGCAUAUAGAUACAUCAAACAUCGAUGUGUUUGAUGGAGCGAGCAGCCGCAUCCAUUUUGUUGUCUAGCAUUACGUAUAUUGGAUACGCAGGAUUCGGCGAAUUCUGUGGGAGCUUGUUGCAGGUUGUGCCCUUUGACCACAAGGUUGAGUUUGACCAGGGCACUGCCUUUGGGACGGAGUGUUGACUGGAGCUCGAGCAAUGCUGGAAUGUCACACGACCCCGUUUGAUUGAGGGAUGCAUUGUCUCGAGAGAGAGGGUCAUGGAGAGGAGGGUGAGGCGCCGGCAGGCACUGGGUAGGGUGAGGGCGCAGAACGUUGGAGAGGACGACAGUGACUGGGACAGACGCCACUCAUAACGUAACAACACAUGGGUCUUUGCAGGACUGUUGUAUCGUGUUCAGCUUCCCCAUGCACGGCGCGUCGUCGGCGCCCCUACGGAGCCGUGAGCCGUUCUGGGCCCCGUAAGGUCCAUGGCCGCUAGUGGGACCAUGUAGAAGACGCGAGGUUAGCAAUGAGCCGCAAUCGUGCACGAGGUGCCAACGCGCAAAGGGCUACAGUCGACACAGACCUACCGCCUAGUGCGACACAACCGGAUUGUAAAGCGAUUGAGCU